Molecule: messenger RNA, 1149 nt
Organism: Fusarium odoratissimum NRRL 54006
Lineage: Eukaryota; Fungi; Ascomycota; Sordariomycetes; Hypocreales; Nectriaceae
Exons: 2
Coding region: 1-1149 (382 amino acids)
Source: RefSeq, a predicted model, not a curated record
AUGAGUAUUGAGGCAACUGGAACAUUGCUCAUUGGAGCUUCGGUUGAGUGGGAGAAUAUCGAUAUCUUGAUUGAUCUUGUCAACUCUGGUAACAGCCACACCAACGAUCUUACCCCUGUCUUCAAGCACACGGCCGGAGCCACUGGUGAGCUCAAAAUGGAGGCAUCUCUGGGCCUUCUGGCUAGUGUUGGUGUCGAGCUCAAGCUUCUAUCCAGAUUAUGGGAGGCCAAGAGAGGAGUUGUCGACACGCCGUCAGUUGUUCUUGAGGGCAGCUUCGAGAUGAGCGCGACAGUUACUGACGACGGUGAGAACCUAGCUAAUAUAGAUGGUGAUUGCUACGGAAUUGCUUGGAACAUCCAUUUCGAGAACUCCUUCAAUGCGUUUGUCACAAUUGGUAAGAGUACAACGACGAUCCCUCUGGUAGAUCCUCUCAAGAGUGAUCCUAUUGCGCAAGGUUGCAUUGGCUACAUCAAUGACGGAACUAGUGAUGAUGGAUCUGAUGAUGAGGGUGGUCUAUUCGCUGAUUGUGUUGGGUCACAACCGGCGCCUGUCUUUUAUUCAACAUCCAAGAAGAAGACUGGCAAGAAGGCCGACACUAAGUCCACUAAACAGAAGGGCACCGCUCAGAGCAAGUCCAGUAGCAGUGAUAAGACGGCUACCUCGAACAAGAAGCCCAAGACAUCAACUACCGACAAGAAACCUACCAACACCAAGACUAAGAAGCCGACCAGAACCUCUAGCGUUCUGACAGCCACUACCAAGAACACCAAGUCUACCCAAGCUGCGAACAAGAAAGUCAAUCCGACCAAAGCAUCCAUAACGUCCAAGAAGGCUUCUCCAGCAUGUAAUCCCUCGGCUAUCACCAACAUCAAGACCCCUCCACGUUCAGUUUGCAAGAGAAAUGUGGCAAAGGCUCGUGUCCCCUCCAAGUCCAUUAUUGUUGUAGCUUCUUCUGUGAAGAGCUUGAGCACUUGCACCGAGAUCUGCUUGAAGAGUAAGCAGUGUAUGAGUUUUGGAUAUGGUGAGGAUAAGACGUGUCAACUCUAUGGGAAGAACUUCAAGAGUCUUGGAGUCACAUUUGGGAGGGGGAAGCAGAGUUCGUUGUUUUGCGAUAGGAAAUGCUAUGCGUAUAGCGAAUGUUCCAAGUAG